Molecule: messenger RNA, 1407 nt
Organism: Planococcus citri (citrus mealybug)
Lineage: Eukaryota; Metazoa; Arthropoda; Insecta; Hemiptera; Pseudococcidae
Gene: kri
Product: krishah
Exons: 6
Coding region: 538-1227 (229 amino acids)
Cellular component (GO): cytoplasm
Molecular function (GO): ribosylnicotinamide kinase activity
Source: RefSeq, a predicted model, not a curated record
ACGUAUAUGUUUCGAUAUUUUCUGUUUUCUGUACUACUCGUUUCGUGUUUACAGAGACGCUACAGAUAUUGAUUUGAAAUGCGUACAGUGUAGUGGCAUUUUAAUUUCGUUUACUUUUCCAGCGGCCAACACCUAAAAGUGUAAUUGCGCACUAAGCUUUUUGGAAAAGUUUGCUUUAUUUUGUUUUCCAAACGUAUUUACGUGAUACGUUGAAGAAGGAAGCGCGUAUAGAAUAUUCACGAUGACCUCACAUCGUCGUUCUCUUUUCUCUUUCUCUCUCAUUCAGUUAAGUUAAUCACGUUGUGUGUGACGGCAUAAAGCACUGUUUCGUGUUGAAGUAAAAAUAAGUUACACACCUUUUCAUGAGAAGUAAUCUUUGAAUAAUAUUUCGUUCUUGCGAUUGUGCUUUUGUAAUUCUUAAUACCGCUUUGACAAACGUGCGUGGCCGUGAUUAGAUUUUCGGUAUUUUUAAUAUUCAGAGUGUGACUUAUCAAAAGAAAUUUUUUAGUGUGAUUGAUUACUUCACUAGUCAACCAUAUGGGUAGUACGGCGAAUAUUAACGGAUGUUCUCCCAAAUUAAUCAAGCAGAAGUGCGAAACACAUGUUGAUGAAUAUGGACCUAAUUUAAAGUUAUUGCCAACGAAUGAUCAGGUUAAAGAAUUGCAGACGAUUUUGAGAGAUAAAAAUACCUCUAGAAGUGAUUUCAAAUUUUAUGCUGAUAGACUGAUCCGUUUAGUUAUUGAAGAAAGCUUGAAUCAACUACCAUUUACCGAAUCAAUUGUCACAACUCCUACUGGUAAAAUAUACAGCGGAUUAAAAUAUCAGAGAGGUAAUUGCGGUGUCAGUAUUGUUCGCAGUGGAGAAGUAAUGGAACAAGGAUUACGGGAUUGUUGCAGAUCGAUUAGAAUUGGUAAAAUAUUGAUAGAAUCUGAUGCUGAAACGCACGAAGCGAAGGUGGUUUAUGCCAAAUUCCCACCUGAUAUAGCUGAAAGGAAAGUCCUCCUCAUGUAUCCCAUUAUGAGCACUGGCAAUACAGCCAAGACAGCGGUCUCAGUUUUGAAAGAACACAACGUUCAAGAAGAUAACAUAAUUUUGUCGAAUAUUUUCUCCACCCCAGCGUCGGUACGGAGUCUUUUAACAGUAUAUCCCAAAUUGACUAUUUUAACUUCUGAACUGCAUGCUGUCGCGCCCAAUCAUUUUGGACAGAAGUAUUUCGGUACAGAUUAGGUUGGUCAUUUCAGUUAGCAGAAUUAUACACGAGAUAUUUGAUUGAAUUUUAUUUUCUUACUGAUUAUUUUCUAAUAUGCUCAUAUUGUGUGGUGCAUUUAAUUGUGUAUUUUUUUACUUGCAUAAAAUAUGUGUUGUAUAUGUGAUACUUUUAUAUAUAUUAAAGAAAGAUUAUGUAAA